AGUGCAGGGGGACAUGACUAUGUGAUAGCGUAGGUUGUGCCGAUUGCAAAUAUAUGUUAAAUAUAUGUGUAGCAAAUAAAAAAACUAUAUAAUUAAGGCGCUCGAAGAAAAGACGGAGGACAAGACGCUGUGUUUUCUCUUUUCAAAUGACCGGACUAUUCCACUAUCAGUAACCAAACUCCACCCACUCAUUACAAAACCUUUGCACAUUUAAACCGAAAGCUCACUAACGUUUUGUGAUAACGUUUGGUCGCGGGAGUCAUUUUCUCUCCUAUUUUUAUUUAUAAAUUGCACAAUUACUUGAUUUAAAAAUAUAUAAGGUUGUACGUGCAUUUCAUGAACGAACUAUACUCUCCCAACGUAAAUCGUGAGAACUGAUGCUGCCAGCCGGGAAAAGUCCAAGCUCUUCUGGACAUCCUGAAUGGGUUUGGGGUGCGAAAGUGUCGGGAAUGACAGAUGUUCUUCCCAAGAGAACGUCGCUUUGAAGUGGGUCGUAGAUGGCCAAGUGCUGCUCCGCGAUAGAAUUAUCCAUGUCAGUCUGGAAAGACGAAGAGACUCGGCCCUCAGGCAGAACCUCAGAGUAGUGAUACUGGACCCAUAUCCAGUCAGACCAUUCGAAGGCGAGGGGACAAAGAAGACAGACAAAAUUGAACGGGAAGGUGUAAAUGACUUAGGGUUACUACAUUGGCACAGUUUCCUCGCCCGGCAACAGUCGAAGAAUGACGAGGACGCUCAGAGCAGGUGGAGACAGGAAGGGCCCGUUCAUCUGAACUGCCCCACACACUUCCUGCCAUUCAGAAGCCCGGGGGAAUAUCAACUGGUCAAACAGACCUACCUGUUACUUCAAAGCAGUGGUUUCUACUGGGGCUCUCUCUCCAUGGGGGAUGCCCAUCACAUGCUCAGAGAAACCGCCCCGGGAACCUUCCUCAUCAGGGACAGCUACCAGUGCAACGUGUUCUUCACGCUGAGCUACCAAGGGGAAGACCACCCCAAGAGCAUCCGUCUGCUGCUGGCCAAUCACCUGUUCGGCAUGGACGGCAGCAGCAAGACUUUUGAUUCGCUGUUUGCCCUGCUGGUCCACUACAUCACCUCCUCCAAGAAGAUCGUGGCGCCGUACCGCUGGCAGCGGCCUGAGACGCUGCAGCAGCUGGGCAGGAGGGCGGUGAUCCGGGCCCACGGGGCCCACACCAUCGACUCUCUGCCUGGACUCAGUGCCCAGGUUAGGGCCUACCUCCACGCCUACCCGUUCUGGGUUUAGGGAGGCGGCCAGCGGGACACAGAUACAUUGGUUAAGGCCCUUGGGGGAUGUGCGUAUCAUCAUGCUGUACUUGAUGGGGUUGAUGAACUGUACUAAUUUUAUGAUGUUUCGUUUGAAAUAUUGUCUUGUGGAGAAAGACUUGAAAUUGGGAUGCUGGAGUGUGGAGAUAACCGAUCGUAGUGUAGUGGGUAUUACCGUGUGAGUUAUUUACAAAAUAAAUAAUUAAUGGUUUUAUAUAUGAGA
Gadus morhua (Atlantic cod) is the source of this 1501-nucleotide messenger RNA. RefSeq names its product suppressor of cytokine signaling 1. Lineage: Eukaryota; Metazoa; Chordata; Actinopteri; Gadiformes; Gadidae. The transcript is spliced from 4 exons. Gene Ontology annotation, molecular function: 1-phosphatidylinositol-3-kinase regulator activity. The record is from RefSeq and is a predicted model, not a curated record. Gene Ontology annotation, cellular component: phosphatidylinositol 3-kinase complex. The coding region runs from base 422 to 1258 and encodes 278 amino acids. Gene Ontology annotation, biological process: phosphatidylinositol phosphate biosynthetic process.